AUGGGCGACCUGAACUAUCCUGGCCACCUGAUCCGGUGCGAGGAGCCCCAGCCGCCACAGCCCGAGGCAGCGACGUCCUUUGUUUUCGUGGACACCGACGAGCAGCUCGCCGAGUGCGCCGCGCACCUCGCGGCCCAGCCGGAGGUGGCUGUCGACCUCGAACACCACGACCUGCACUCCUUCGAGGGCGUCACGUGCCUGAUCCAGGCCUCGAGCCGGACGCGCGACUUCGUGAUCGACGCGCUCGUCCUGCGGCACGCCAUCCCCUCGGCGCUCGGGCCCGUGUUCGAGGACCCCAAAAUCGUCAAGGUGCUGCAUGAGGCCCGCGAAGACGUCAGCUGGCUGCAGCGGGACUUCGGGAUCUGGAUCGUGACGCUCUUCGAUACGGCCGUCGCGGCGCGCGUGCUCCAGCAGCGGUUCAGCCUCGCCGCCCUCAUGCAGGACGUGUGCGGCGUCCACAUUAGCAAGAGCCAUCAGAGGGCCGAUUGGCGGCUCCGGCCGAUCCCCGACGCCAUGAUGGACUACGCCAGGCGCGACACGCACAGCCUGCUGUACGUCUACGACGUCCUGCGCCGGCGGCUUCUCGACACGCCGCCCUCGGAGGUCCCGGAAGCUCAGCGCGUCGAGGAGUGGCCGGGGGGUGUCAAGUGCGCCGGUGCGGCGGGGCCGCCUCGAGGGCGGCACGACGCACCGGGCAUGCUCGGCGCGUUCGCGACGGUGCUCGAGCGGUCGCGGCAGGUGUCGUUGCGGAUGUACAAGUCGCCGAACUUGCCGCCAAGCGAGUGGCGCCAGGCCUACUCGAAAUCCACGAAGACGUUGAGGAUGGGUGGCCUAGACGACAGGCAGCGGACGACGUUCCGGAUGCUGUACGAGUGGCGGUACACGGUCGCGAGGAGCAAGGACGAGAGCAUGGCCUGCAUCGUGACGCGGGAGAACCUUUUCAAGCUCGCGCGCGAGCAGCCGACGACGGCGAACGCCGUGCGCAGCGUAUUGAGGUUCCGCCCCAAGUGCCACGCCGCGAUCAACGCGACUGACGUUGCGCGGGUUGUGCGCGAGUCUCUAGCCGAGCCGCCAGAUGAGUGGCCGCGGAGCCGCGAUGGCGCAAGCGACGAUGCGGAUAACGACGAGGUCGGACGCAGUGCGUCUGACGCAGGCCGGGGCGGCAGCGCCGCAGCAGAAGGUUUCCGGGGUGACGGUGGCGUUGUGGCAGCCGAGGGCGGGCCCGCGGAGCUGGCUGGAGCAAAGCACGCCCCCGUGCCUCCUGCGAAGACUGCGCGCUUGAAAGAGAAGCCCGUUCGUAUCGAGGCGGUGGAGCGGCCGGCCGAGGCUGGGCGCGAGGGACACAGAGCGCAAACUGCCAAGCCCGCGAAAUCCGCGCCGGUCGACCAGGCGGAGGCGGACAUCGGACCGGAGGCCGGGCGCGGGCGCGGGCGCGGGCGCGGGGGCGGGGGCGGGCGCGGGCGCGGGGGCGGGGGCGGGCGCGGGCGCACGACAGCUGGACGUGGCCGGGGGCGCGGGGAGCGCGCGGCCCGCAAUACGGGCCAGUAG
Molecule: messenger RNA, 1548 nt
Organism: Pedinophyceae sp. YPF-701
Lineage: Eukaryota; Viridiplantae; Chlorophyta; Pedinophyceae
Source: the annotation of a GenBank genome assembly